This is a messenger RNA of Anopheles marshallii, 981 nucleotides long. RefSeq lists its product as uncharacterized. The coding region runs from base 1 to 981 and encodes 326 amino acids. The record is from RefSeq and is a predicted model, not a curated record. The transcript is spliced from 2 exons. NCBI's taxonomy places the organism in Eukaryota, Metazoa, Arthropoda, Insecta, Diptera, Culicidae.
AUGGCUUCUGGGUGCAUUCUCAUAACAGUGUUAGCCGUUUUAUCAUUGUUCUCGCUUGUGAUGAGUAAACCAUUCCUCGGAGAUCUACUGGCACGAGCGAUAUCUUCAUCUUCCACACCCGAUGAUCCUCAGUCGCACAUAACCGAUUUUCGGAUGAUGGACAAAAAAAUGGACAAAAAGGCAGACAAACUACAACUAGUCGAUAUGGACAGAAACCGUACGUCCAAUGCGAUAAACCGGACAGAGGCUGAAGAAGAACAACCGAUACAUGCCAACACGGAAAGAUCGGCUCCUACCACCCCAGCAAGUACACUUUGGCAACGGUGGAACAGAACCGACUUUUUGGCGCGCAUCAUAGACGACAUUCUGAAACCAGCGCAAGAACGAAUUACGCUAGUGUUUCAAACGUUAGUCCCCAAAGAUGGGACAACCAAUUUGUUCAGAGAGAAACAAGUCCCAACAAACGACACGCGGACGGUAUCAGAUCAACAGCUAAACUCCGCCAAGGACGAUGCGUCCGACGAACUCGACACCGAUCUCGAUCAGUUGCAGCACGAAAUUGAACCGGCUUUGGUCGAUCCAGCCGUGAACGGUAGUACCCUGCUGGGACAGUUGCAGGCCCGAAGAAAUGUGAUCCGACGCCGCGUAGCCAAGGCACUAUCGUCCAUUACGGGGCUAUUGAUACUGGCAGCGAACACGCGCAAAGAGGGCAACGCACGCAGUACACGAUCGAUAGAAGCGGCUCCCAAUGGGCCCGGGUACUGGACAGGUGAACGACACAGUUUACUAGCCCGUGCGCCGUAUGAAGAUCACAUUGCAGCGGUAGUUGAGGCAGAAGGCAUCGAUCCGAACGAUGCGAGACCCCGACGUAACGCGGAACCGAUCGGUAUAUUCAUACUGGAAGUGUUCGGAUCGAUGGCGGGAUUUACGUGGGGUAUAUUUAAACAGGUUCAAUCGUUCUUUUGGUAUGCAAUAAGCUAA